Molecule: messenger RNA, 861 nt
Organism: Bombus huntii
Lineage: Eukaryota; Metazoa; Arthropoda; Insecta; Hymenoptera; Apidae
Exons: 1
Coding region: 1-861 (286 amino acids)
Source: RefSeq, a predicted model, not a curated record
AUGACGAGCGAAGACCAACUCAUCUCCCUGCGUCGAAGACGAGGCUACUGUAGCGGCCGAUUCACAUAUUUAUCGAAUCGACUGGACGAGUACGAGCAAUCUGAGAGUCAGCAAAAUUCCUUAUUAAAGAAUUACGAGAAACAACUGACCGAAGUUGCGAGUCAAUUCGAAGCGAUUCAACUCGAAUUAGAAGUAUUGGACGAGGGGGAACAAGCGCGCGGCUUCGAAAUAAGGGAUCAGUACGUCGCGGUAGACACAAGGCUACAAAAUCUUCUGAGGAACGCGCAAACAGCUUCGCCGUCGACAUCCAUAAACCCUCCAACCUGUGCAUCAUCUGCAAGUUCAAAUCCGAUAUCCAUUAAAUUACCAGAUCUUCGGCUCCCUACCUUUGACGGAAGCUUAGAAAAAUGGAACACGUUUUAUGAUACUUUUUCCUCCACUAUCGAUAAAAAUCCUAGUCUCACUGACAUACAGAAAUUCCAUUACCUGCAGUCCGCCCUGCAAGGAGAAGCAGCCGAUUGUUUAAACGCGUUACCCCUUAGUAAUGUAAACUACAGUCAGGCUAUAGCCGUUCUCAAGGAAAGUUUCGAAUGUCCACGAUACACAGCUUUCAGUCACUGCAUGGCAAUAAUUGAUUAUCCAAGGAUAACCAAGGAAUCUCCAACGGAAUUAAGGCGCUUAGUCCACACAUUUAAACAACACAUAUAUGCAUUGAACAAAUUAGGAGAAUCCUACCCCGAUACCAGUGCUAUGCUCAACAGCCUCAUCCUCUCGAAAAUACCACUAAGCAAUGGGUGUCGCUGUAUAAAUAUCCUUUUCCUAUGUUUUCUACGAAUACAGAGUUUCCUUCUAAUGGUGUAA